AUGUCAUCAUCUUCAUCCGAUGGUCUAGACGAAAGAAUAGACGAACUUGUUGAUGAAAUCGUUGAAGAUUACUACAACGACAUAGUGGAGGACCAACCCGAUGAUGAGGCGAAUCGUGCUUAUAUUGAACAAGACCGUGAAGGAGGAGAUGAUCAGUUAUGGAAUGACUACUUCAGUGAAGACCCGACAUACUCGGCACAAAUAUUUAGAAGACAUUUCUGCAUGAAAAAGAAUUUAUUCCUGCGUAUUGUCAGAGCCCUCAAGCAGAACUUUAUAUUCUUUCAGCAGAGAAAAGAUGCAACCGGGAGGUGGGGUCUAUCAUCACUACAAAAGUGUAUGACGGCUAUUCGUCUGCUUGCUUAUGGUACAGCGGCUGACUCGGUUGACGAAUAUCUCCGACUUGCUGGCACCACAGAACACUCUUGUUUACAUCAUUUCACUGACGCAAUUAUACAGUUAUUUGGCGAUGAGUAUCUACGACGACCCACAAAGGAGGAUCUUCAACGACUACUCUAUAUUGGAGAGCAACACGGUUUUCCAGGGAUGAUCGGGAGCAUUGACUGUAUGCAUUGGGAGUGGAAAAACUGCCCAACUGCUUGGAAAGGACAAUACACGCGUGGAUCCGGAAAACCGACGAUUUUUUUAGAGGCUGUAGCUUCACAAGAUCUUUGGAUAUGA
Brassica napus (rape) is the source of this 678-nucleotide messenger RNA. RefSeq lists its product as uncharacterized. The transcript has a single exon. NCBI's taxonomy places the organism in Eukaryota, Viridiplantae, Streptophyta, Magnoliopsida, Brassicales, Brassicaceae. The record is from RefSeq and is a predicted model, not a curated record. Bases 1 to 678 code for a protein of 225 amino acids.